AUGGCGUACCAUUAUUUUGGAGAUGUGGUCACAUUUGACACAACAUAUCGAACAAAUAAGUAUGAUAUGCCUUUUGCACCAUUUACGGGAGUAAAUCAUCACAUGCAGUCGAUACAGUUUGGAUGCGCACUUUUACAAGACGAGACAGAGGUGACGUUUGAAUGGUUGUUUCGAACAUGGCUUGAAGCUACGGGAGGACAUCCUCCAACUUCUAUCAUCACUGACCAAGACUUGGGAAUGAAAGGAGCUAUUGCCACAGUCUUUCCCAACACCCGUCAUCGUCUCUAUCUCUGGCAUAUUAAGAAGAAUUUUGUUGAAAAGUUGUCACAAGUGUACUACAAGAGAUCGAAAUUCAAGAAAGAUAUGAAAAAAUGUAUUAAGGAGACAUACAAGAAAGAGGACUUUGAAGGGAGAUGGAUGUUAUUGAUGAAGGAAAACGAGUUAGAAAGCAACAAAUGGCUUCAAGGGUUGUUUGAUAUUCGUGAAUCAUGGGUACCCGUUUAUAAUCGUGGUACAUUCUUUGCCGGUAUGAAUACUACCGGAUGUAGUGAGGGUAUUAACUCAUUUUUUGAUGGUUUUGUAACUCACACGUCAAAUCUCAAAGAAUUUGUGGUGAAGUAUGAGAAAGCCUUGAAUAGGAUUGUGAAAAGGGAAAAUGAUGAAGAUUUUGAGUCCGAACAUAAGUUUCGAAUUGUUAAUGACCAUGAAUUUUUGUUGAAGCAUGUGGAAAAAGUGUAUACUAGAAACGUCUUCAACAAGUUCAAGGAAUCGUGGAGUAAAGUCUUCGACCACAAAGUUGAAAGUGUGAGAAAUGGCAAUGGUUUUCAAUCUUUCGUAGUGAAGUCAAAAGAUGAUGAACUUGAAAAGUUCGAGGUGACAUUGGAUUCGCAAUCCUAUGAGGUAUUUGUCCGGCUAGACAUUGAUGAAAUACUGGAACAUUUUAUUCUUCCACGAUGGAGGCAAAAGGCUAACAAAUUUAGGAUAAUUGAUUCCCAAGGAUUGGUGCAUGACGAUGGCAAAGAAGAAUGUGAGGCAUUAAGACUUAGCCAUAUGUGUCAAGAAGCUACGAAAUUGGCUUGUUUGGCCGCCCUAUCAAAUGAGGCAUACAUAAUUUUUCUUGAAAGUAUGAAUGAUUUAUUUGAGAAGAUUCAAAAAGUUUCUAAGGUGUCUCCAAUUGAAAUUUGUGCUGACAAAGAUAACGAGAAAUCUAUCGAGCCGUCGAGGGCUGAGAUAUUGCUUUUGGAUCCGAACAUCUCACAAUGUAAGGGUAGGAAAAAGGAUGUCAAGGGCAAAGCCGCUACUCACAGUCCAAAAGAUAGAAAAGUGGUAUUGAGAUGUCAUUAA
Messenger RNA from Rhododendron vialii, 1344 nucleotides. Its product is annotated as protein FAR1-RELATED SEQUENCE 5-like. Lineage: Eukaryota; Viridiplantae; Streptophyta; Magnoliopsida; Ericales; Ericaceae. The record is from RefSeq and is a predicted model, not a curated record. Gene Ontology annotation, biological process: regulation of DNA-templated transcription. The coding region runs from base 1 to 1344 and encodes 447 amino acids. The transcript is spliced from 2 exons.